Anas platyrhynchos (mallard) is the source of this 7154-nucleotide messenger RNA. RefSeq names its product calcium release activated channel regulator 2B (gene CRACR2B). The record is from RefSeq and is a predicted model, not a curated record. NCBI's taxonomy places the organism in Eukaryota, Metazoa, Chordata, Aves, Anseriformes, Anatidae. Gene Ontology annotation, molecular function: calcium ion binding; GTP binding; GTPase activity.
GUCGCUUAGCUAAUUCUGGUGGCUCUGUGGUUUGGGAACUGCGGAUUUGGAGCGAUCACUGCAAUAGUUACGUUUUCCAGAGCAAAGGAAAAAGCAGUACGAGCUUACAGUAUGUGGGGCUGUGGUGUUUCCUUACGAAACAGGUGUCAGGAGCUGGCUAGAUGGAAAACUAAGGCUUUUCUUCUGCAUGCUUUGUGCAAGUUUAGAAUUAUUCUUUAAGAACAUUCCUUGUGGUGUUCGCUCCUUGCACUCCCCGGUGCGCGGGGAACGUGUGCGCGCUGCACGUGUUGUUCUGGAGGAGUGGUUCAGGGCUUGCGGCUGCUUUAAACGCCGGGUUUCCGUCUCGUGGCACUCCGAGGCUUUCCGGGGAUUUCUUGGGAUUGUGCCCCCUGCGUGAGAAAGGGAAAGGACACUUCUGGUACCUCGUGGGAUAGCCUGGAGCUCCUGGGCGCUCAGAGCGGAUCCUCUCUUCUUUAGGGGGAGGAAGCGGGAGCGGUAACUCCCUGGAGCCAAGACUUUUUGUGUGGCCUGACAGCCAGGAGGUGUCUGUGCUCAGGGAAAGGGUUUCAUCCCUUUCCAGUGCACAGGUUACUGCGGCAUUUCAGGGAAGGUGUGUAGCACAGCCAGCACCUCUGUAGCUGGCAGAAGGGCCGAGCCUGUGCCUCUAUACCCACUGUUACCCAGGGGUCCCAGCGGGGAGGUGCCCAGGUGUCACGCAGCAGCGAUGCAGGCGUUUUGGUGGGGCAGGGAACGGGUUAAUGGGCUUCUCAGAAAUCGGCUUCCCCCAGCUGUGUUUGUUGUUUCAGCAGCAUUUGCAGGAAGGUCAAACUGUCCGUGGGUCCCAUGCAUUGCUUGUGGGCGAAACCGAUACAGUGCCAGCCACAGGCAGGCUCCUCAGGGGGCUGCGCUCUCCAGAAAUCCUCUCCCACUUGUUAAUCUUUGCAAAGGGUUUUUGUCCUUGAAGUGCGCUUUGCAGAUUAAGCACGGCAAGGUGAAACUUCUCUCCCCGGUCCUGUUGCUAACAUACAACCCAGAAAUGAUAAGGGCAGUGAGAUCGCCCUGUCCAGUUCUCAACAGACUGGAGAUGGGUUGCCUUGGGUGAGGAAAAAAUGGUUCAACUUCACCCACCCCCUGCAGCUGUAGCCCUCUGGAGGAGUUCGUCGCAUCCUGCAGAGAGCUUGCUGGCUCAGAUGGAGAAGAAAUGUGUCCAGUGAGCAGUGUGAGCAGAGCAGAGGGUCUCCUUCAAAAGGGACCUGCUGGUCUGAUGUUCUGGUCUGCUGUUUCGUCUGUGUGUGUGCUGAGGGAACUGCUGGAGGACAGCAUUAGGCUGUUGAUUUUUCUUUGUAGAAGGAUAAUUUCAAGGUCAAGGAUGUUAAACAAAAAAAGCUUUCCCCAGUCCUGGGGAGAAGCAUUCCAGUCACCCAGGAUAGGAUUGUCACGGGAUUUUUAGCCUUUGUGCAAAGAGGGCAAAGUUGCUGAGGAACCUUGCAGCUGGCCAGGAGCUCGGGCCCAGAAGAGUGGACAGCUAUUAGGAAAUUUAAUGAAGAAGUGGCAACAAGAUUGGGAUCCAGCUAGAGGAAUGGCCAGGCUGAACCAGCAUCAUGUAUUCAACAGCAGCUGAUAGCAGGUACCCUCCUCUUCCCAUCGUAAAUGCAGAACAAAACGUCCCUAGUAUGCUCUGGUGGUUGCUUGUGGCUCAGAGAUUUCUCUGAGAUAAAAAGAGAGAUUUGUUAUAGCAGCCCUUUGUGGACAAACUCAGGAAGGAAAAACCAACCGCUUCUACAGCCUGUGGAUGCGUAUGACAUCCCUGGCAUCCUGUGUUAGGGAGUUCCACGCUUCAACAGCUCAUGAAGAAGUGCUUCCUUGUGCUUUGUGUGCACCACCCAAUUUCAGCUGAGGCUCCCGAAUUCUCCUCUCCGAGAUGGCAGUGACUGGGGACAGUUCUUUACCAUCUCUGCCAUUCAGGAAUUGGUUACAUGCAUGACUCCAUAAAAACAAAUUUCUGCAUUCAAAGCUUUUGUGUAUCCUUUAGGACCUUUCAUCCAUUUAUUGAGCAAAAAUCUGCCCCUGAAUAAUACAUUUUUGCCCUUCAAGUACUCCAAGGACACCAAGAGGGUGUGUGUGGCUCAUCAUCAGCAGAGGACUGAGGGCUCCCCUUGCUCAAGGCAGCGGAGCUCAGAGGAAAUCGGCGGUGAUGCUCCAUUCAAGGUGCCGAGGAGCUGCUCUGGAUUGACGUCUUCUCCUGUAAAAACUCUUUGAAAGCCCCGAGGUGCAAUCUGCCUCCUGACUGCUGCACUCAAAGCGCCGACCUUCAGCUUCGCAGUGCUGCCGGCAGUGCUCAGCAGGGAAUAAAGGUUGUGUUACCUCGACAUGGGUAAAAUACCCUGUCCUUCCCAACUGCUGGGCUCGAGCUGAUUGCCCCUGUCCUCUAGCAACCACAUACUUGUGGUGGAACAUUAACAGCAGUGGCAUCAGUGAGAAACUCAAUACCUCUCAGGGCCUUCUCCACUUGACUGAGUGAGUGAUAUUUACUUUCUGCUGGAUAAUUGUGUCCUUUGUGGCUGUGCAGCGAGAGCUCUGAUCUGUGGAAGUGCAGUGACUUCUUCGUGACGCUAAAGGGUCUAAUGUGGGGUUUUUCCACUCCUCUGCUGUUGGGGUGUGUGACAUGAAUCCUUACAUUGCAUUGUUUGGGAUGUCGCAAUGUUCUGCUUUGUCUCAUUAAAAAAAAAAAAGUUUGGGGAAACUUGAAAGACUUUAUAAAGUGAAGAAAUUUCUAAAAAUGACUUGUUAUUAAGCUGGCUAUUGCUGUUUGUCAUGUCUUGUUGCAGGCUUGUUCUUUAUUUUCUGGAAAAUCAGCUGCGUACUAGUUACAUGGACACAUCCUAGACUGUUAGCUGUUUAUGGAAAAAAUGUGUUUUGGAUUUAGCUUUUAAUUGCUGAGAAUUAACUCUCGGCCCAAACACUGCUGGAGGAAAAACUGAUGCUUUCUCUCCCGCUCCCCAAGAAAAACAACCCAACAAAGGCCAAAACCCCAGCGAGCAGGAGCGGUUCCAGAGCAAACACACGCCCGCGGUGUUUGCGGUGCCAGCAGGGUGACACGGCCAGCGUGACAGCUGCCGAGUGUCCCUGGCUGGCCAUAGGUACGGCAGAGGGGCAGAGCAUGGGCGCGAUGAGACGGAGCAUUUGUGGUGAUCUCCUGGGGAAAGGAUACGGUCUGGGGAUGUCGUGGACACCUGGAGACGUUGCUGUGAUGACUCCUGGCGCGUGUCGGUGCUUUCUGCUGCGGUGUUGGACUGAGAAGCUGAGAAGGCAGCCCCAAGUGCAGCUCAGGAAGUUCAUUCGUGCUCACAUCUUGAAAUAAAGCAGAGAACUGUCUCCAGCUGGACACAGAUCGGGGUGUGCAGCAGGUUCCUUCACGGCAGGUUUCUCUGACAAAGUUCAAGAGGUUGGCGUGGGAAGUCAUAAAAAAUGAGUUCCUGUUUGAGGUGAGGGAAGUGCUGAACUGGAGCAGAGCACGUUUUCCAAGAUGCUGCCGUGAGUGAGGGAGCCCAUUCCUGCAGUCCGUGCUGCUGGGAUACACCUCCUUAUCUUCCCGGCACAUCCCACGGUGAAGUCACCCAUCGAUAUUGCAGCACGGGUUAGCUCCGAGCUAUCAGGCUGGGCUAAUCUCCCGCUGAAUAAACAACACAAAGGUUCCUGGAUUCGUUCCUGUUCCCUUAAAGGGAUACAAUCGAGUGCAGGCAAUUACAGGAGAGAGAGAGCGUGCAUGAAGUGGAGCUCGAGAUAUUACACCUGAUUGCAGGCGCUCGGCCCUGGGCGUGUGUGUGGGUUCUUAGUUUUUUAAGGAAAAAAGCCUCAUAAAACAAUCGGUGUUUUUCUCAUUUUUCAAUGUAUUUCUUUUCCUGCCGUUCCCUUUGGGAAGGGAGAACCCAACAACCACCCAAACAGAUCCCAAACAAUGGGAGCCAAUUUCCUAUCGAAGGGAGAGAGUAAAGUUAAUUUUGUACAAAGUACGCUGAGAAAUAACUCUUUUCUUCCUGCUCUCCUCCCAGCCUUUUCAGAGGCUGUGGCAGAGCCUGUUAAAACAGCUUCCACCAAAUGGGCGUCCGGUUCCUUGGAGCAGCUUUUGGAAAUUUCAGCCUGCGUGGGACCUCAUUCGACACGGGGUUGGUGGCGUUCUCUGGCAGGGCUUCUCCACGUUCACCUGAUCGGAGAGACUUGCCUGGCUGUCAUUCAGUCAGCCCUCGUAAUAUCUGCCUUUUGCACACAGUGAGGAUGCUUGUAAACGUGUCUCGCCCGUUUGCCCCUGCCCUGGGGGAGAAAGCUCUGACAAGAUGGAGAAGCGGAGGGGUUCGUGCUUGAGAUACGUGCACUGGGAAGCAGACGAGGAGGGGGCCGAGGAGGGUGAGGUGACUCCUGCUGCUUCUCCUUCCAGCCGAACGACUGCGUUGGAAGAGGUGGAGGUGGAGAUGCUCAAAAAGGCAAGGGAGCUCUUCCAGCUGUGUGACAAGGAUGAGAAGGGCUUUAUCACCAAGCUGGACAUGCAGCGGCUUCAGAGUGAACUCCCCCUAACGCUUGAGCAGCUGGAGACUGUUUUUGACAGCUUGGAGCAGAACAAUAAUGGAUACCUGACGCCUGUGGAGUUCAGCAUGGGGCUGGGAAAGCUGAUAGGGAUUGACCUGUGUCAGGGGGCCGGAAGGACGGAUCGCUCCAGUCACGAGGAGACCUUUGAGUCAGGCUGGUCAGAUGAUAUGGACCCGGCAGAUGAUGAAGAGAAACGCUUCUGCUCCAUGAUGGAGCAGCUCGGAGCAGCCCAAGUAUUUGAAGAUCCAAGUGAGGUUCGGGAGCUUUGGGCUCGGCUACGAAAGGAGCGCCCGGAGCUCUUAUCCAGCUUUGAGGAGUUUCUGUUGCGUGUUUCAUCCUACAUCAAGGAGGUGAAUCAUGAGAAGGAGUCCAUGGAGCAGGCAUUGAAGCGGAAGGAGACAGACCAUGACCGAGAAGUCAGGUGCCUUUAUGAAGAAAUGGAGCAACAGAUCAAAGCAGAAAGGGAGAGGAUAAUCUGCCAGGAAGCACUGAGACAUGACAGGAGUAACCUGCUCCAAAAGGAGCUGCGCAGCAAAGAGCAGGAGCUGGAGAAAAUUCUCUACCGACAGAAGAAGCUGGAACAUCAGCUGCAGUCUCUGAACUCGGAGCAGCUGGAGACCCGUGUGCAGAAUGAAAGGCUCCGGCACCUGAACGAAAACCUGCUGGAGGAACUGGAGAAAAGCAAGUGGGAGCUGGAGGCUGUGAAGGGGCAACUACAGAAGCUCCAGAAAGAUGCCCAGCUUGAGCAAGAGCAGAAGGACAGGGAUGUGUUCAGAGUCUCCAAGAACAUGCAGAAAGAGAAGCAAAGCCUCCUUCGGCAGCUGGAGCUCCUCAGAGAGAUGAACAAGAAACUUCGAGAUGAGCGAGACACUUUCGAAGCCAAGAAGCCGGCGCCCCAGAGCACAAAGCCCCUCCAGAAGAACGGGUCAGUGCUAGGCAGCUCCCUGCAGGACGACAAGCCGGUCAAACGGUUAGAUGGGCCUCUCCGUGUCGUGUCCCUGCUGUCGCCCCAUGCUGCUGGAGCACCCCGUUGCUGGCCCUGGAAGAUGGGGACCGUUCCCCAGAGCCCAGGAGGAUGUGUCUGUUCUCCGUGGGGAGAGGCUCCAGCUGCCCAGCUCCAGAUUUGGGGAGAUGCAGGGAGGAUGACCAGGGACGUGAGCUCCAUUAAACACCAAAAGCCCAGGCUUGGCAGCAGACAGCUGGCCUCUGCGGACCUUCCCAUCGCCUUCCCCGUGGAUGUGGCAAUGGAGGAACCCAACAGGAAGAGCUGUAAAUACUUCCCAGGCAGCGAGGCGUGGCUGAAGGCAGGAGAAGGAGGCAGCACAAACUUUGGGGAGAGCGGCAGAGCCAAGGAGGGCUGGCCGGUGGCAGCAGGUGCUGAGAGGCUGAAGGUGGCUUUGAAGGGCGAUGCUGGCUGUAGAAAAAAUGCUGAUGGAUUGGAUGAUGCUCCACUGCCUCCUAGAGGACAGCCUGUGGGCACCGAAACCAGGCUCCAGGUGCUGGAACCAGCCAGUUGCUCCCCGGAUCGUAUCUUCAAAGUGGUGUUUGUAGGGAACUCCGGCGUUGGUAAGAGCUCCUUCAUCCACCGCUUCUGCUACGACAGGUUCUGGGCUGAGCUCAACGCAACCAUCGGUAUUGAUUACCAGGUGAAGAGCCUGAUGGUGGAUAACACCCAAGUUGCCUUGCAGCUGUGGGAUACAGCUGGACAAGAAAGGUUCCGCAGCAUCACCAAGCAGUAUUUCCGGAAGGCGGAUGGCAUUCUGGUGAUGUACGACGUUACGGCCGAAUGCUCCUUCACAGCGGUGCGCAACUGGAUGAGCAGCGUCCAGGAAGGUAUCGAGGACGGAGCUGUGGUCUUUCUGCUCGGAAAUAAAACGGAUGCUGCACAGAGGGAGACCCGGCACGUCCCCAGGGUGGAGGGGGAACGGCUGGCGAAGGAAUACAAGGCUGUCUUCUACGAGUGCAGCGCGAUGACCGGCUAUAACAUCAUGGAGCCCAUGCUGCACAUGGCCAGGUUGCUGACAGCACAGGAAGACAGGCAGAGGGAGAAUGCCCUGCAGCUGGAAGAUGUCAGCAGGAGGAGGGGGUGCUGCACGUAAGGCACAUCGACAUGUCAGCAAGAGACGCGUGUCAGCGCCAGUUUGUGAAGCUGGGAUUCCUUCAGAGCAAGCUGAAUCCGAUGGGACUGGGUCUGCAGAGACUUAGGGGAGCCGCAGCUUUUCCCCAUCUGGGAAUUUCAAGGCACUAAACCAGGCCAAAAUGUGCGUGUGAUCUGUACUGCUCCAUCUCCCACCUCUCACACAGCCCUGGUCUCUGCUUGGAACUGGGCUAGUUUUGGCACAAGAUGCACCUUCUGUCCACAGUGGUCACUUCCGUGUAAAAUGCCAUUUCCUUCUGUUUCUGGCACCGUGGCCUAGCAACAGCAUGGAGGGUGCAGUGGGAGCUGUGUUAAAUGGAUUAUUUUAGUGUAAGAAAUAAAGAGAGAAUUUUAAAUUUGGGCUAACUCUAGGUAGUAAUCCUUCUGUCUCAGAGCAUCCUCCUCCCCUCGGUUCUGUCGGAGCAGAGCCCAG